Molecule: messenger RNA, 1701 nt
Organism: Aspergillus pseudonomiae
Lineage: Eukaryota; Fungi; Ascomycota; Eurotiomycetes; Eurotiales; Aspergillaceae
Product: kinase-like protein
Exons: 5
Coding region: 1-1701 (566 amino acids)
Source: RefSeq, a predicted model, not a curated record
AUGGCCACUCCCUGGAAUAUUCGAGGGUCAGCAUCCCAGCUUUUUUUCCAAGACAAAACAUCACCCCAAUACAAAGCCUUGCUUGCCAUCGCAGACGUGCCUCAUCCAGAUCGGUCUAUAUUAGGCUCUUUCAUCAACGAUGCGCUUGAUCCCCAAGAAGCAGCGCGAUACUUUCUUCGCGUGACAUCUAUGGAAAACGGCUCCAAGGCACAGUUUCUGUCAGAAUGGAAACUCCUUACCGACAAGUUUCGGCCGACAUUAGCAACCUCACUGUCCACUGAGACGAAGAAGCUUCUCUAUGAAAGGGAUGGAGGUCGGUGUUGUCUGACGCGUACACCGUUCAAGUCGCACUUGGAUCACAACAUAAAAUAUGUUCACCUGCUUUCGCCUCAUGUUUUUGCAGAUCCAGAUUUGUCAGAAGGAGCUGCUCUAUCUGAGAUGUUGAGCGCCUUUUUAUCUAGGGAGCGAUUGGAGAUUGUUCGUUCGCAUUUUGAGGGGCCCCACUGUAAGCUACCAGAAAGACUUGAUAAUCUCUGGAUGUUGUCUACGCAGGCCUUUGAUGCCGUGAAGGAAGGGGAGGUGUUUUUAAUCGUCAAAAGCCGGGCAAACCAUCCCGAUACGACUCAAAAGCAGACUAUAAGUUACCCUUCACUAGAGAAUGCAAUUUUCAUUGAUGUUGACGUACCCGAGUACUACAUCAAUACCAACUGGUUUAAACCCCAACAUUGCGGUCGCCUUUCUUUGCCAAUGAACGAAAUACACCUUGAGAAUAGGUCUCCUCAGCUAACCCCAAUUCUCAACGAAGAACUCAUUGGUAUUCACGCACGUUUUGCAAAGUCCUUAGCGUGGAUGGAGACAGAGAAGUAUAUGAACACAGAAUCAAGUCUGCCUUCGUUGGCACCGCCAUUUUUCCCCCUUUUCCGAAAGCUCUGGAUCGCAUUGCCAUCUUUUGUUCGAGCAUCCAUUUAUGAUGGAUUACUCUGGAUUGGUUCUCGUCUUUACGGGCCCUCCCUUUCGAUGACCGUCUUUAAACUACCAUUCGGCUUGUAUUUACGAAGAGGAUCCCCAGUCUUGGCACCAAAAUACCAUGUUGAAGCUCGCACUCUCCACAUGGUAAAACAAUUGACUCAAAUUCCUGCACCACGAGCAAUCGAUGUCGUGGAAACUCCUCAUUUUUCCUUCUUGCUCAUGACCUGUGUUCCUGGACGCCCCAUCGGUCAAAUGCUGCAUACCAUGACUGAUGAACAAGUGAAGCACGCCGUAACUGACUUGAAAAGAUAUAUUUCUGAACUGCGGAAAAUACCGAACACGAUAACAGAAUUUCAAAUUUGCAAUUCGCAAGGUGGCGGUAUCUUGGACUGGCGAAUUCCCGAUACCGAUUUCAACAAGUAUUUAACUGAUCCUUUUUGGGACGAAAUUCGGAGACGUGCUGCAAAAUCGCAUAAUAUUCGCCACGACAUAGUGUUUACUCCUGGUGACCUGAACCCAAGGAAUAUUCUCGCAGAGAACGGAAAGAUCACGGGUAUUAUCGAUUGGGAAAUUGCAGGCUGGUUUCCUGAGUAUUGGGAGUAUACUAAGGCGCAUUACACCGUCCGAAGCGUGAUCCGUUGGCUUGCUGAUGUCGUCGACGAGGUAUUUGAGGGCUAUCGCAAUGAAUUGGUGGUGGAAAAUCUGCUUUCCAAUCUUCUGAGCCCUUUUUAG